CCACAGGCCACCAUGACACAAGCAACGAGAGUUGUAAACAAAAGUCAGACGGAUAUGUUUUUAAUUAUUAUUAUUUUUAAGUUUUAAGCGUAUAACCUAAAUUAUAGCAGAAGAUGAUGUGUGUGUUAAUAGUGUGUUGUAAUGAUCGUUUUAACUCUCAACUUCCAACGUGUUUGAACCGAUACCAUUUCGCGUCCACAAACAAGCGCAACAGCAAUCUCUAGCGGAUUGCGGUUUUGAACCAUCUGUGUGUUAUAACAAGUUAAACUAAAUAAUAUUAUAACAAGUUAAACAAUAAAAAAUUCUAUAAUUUUUUUUCUAAAUCCGUAAUUUGCUUGAGGUAGUAGCUUUCAUUAUGAAAAAUAUGUAUUCGUAGCCCUAAUAGCUGACAAUUUCUAUAAUUCGUUUUUAAGCUAUGGAUAACAAUGAAUAAUAAAAAAUGAAAAAUAAUAAUAAUCAUAAUAAUAUCCCUUAUGUUGUAUGGGCAAUGCCUUAAUUUGAAUCAUGUCAUACUUUUUGACGUGACAAAUUAAGGUCAUUAUUUUUGUUUCACAUUUUUCUAUUGCUCUUUUAGAAUAACUUGAUAUCAAUCUUGAGCUUUUUGGUGUCAUCAAAGCCGCAAAACACAUUGAAAUGAAUGGGAGAUAUUUCGUUUGUUCCACGGACCUAUUAAAGAAGAAAAGUUCCCACGGUUGGUCUGCGGCCAUUUUGAACCGCUGCGUUACGUUGCAGCCCCACGUCCUCUUUUAAACCGACGCGACGAAGGUGUGGGCGUGGUUAGCGCAUUGCCUCCCUAUUACAUGUAUUACCAUGCGCUUGAAACUACCCUAUUAGUUCUGAUGUAAGAUUAAUGAUAUGCUGAUAAUUGUGAAUUUUGGAAUUACCUUAAACUGGCAUGAGCAAUUCCAUAAUUGUUUCUCCCGCAUGCGACUCGAACCAGAAACAAAACAGGAGGUGUCAUAAUCCUAACUAGGCUCCAAAGGCAGGAUGGCAGAAUCAACAAUGCGCCGACACGUUUUUGUGUACUGGCCGAAUAUUAUCGGAUACAUUAGGAUUGUCCUUGUAUCUAUCUCUUGGGUAGUCUUCAAGAGACCAGCUUUUUUUAUUCCGCUGUAUUCAAUCUCCAUACUGCUUGAUGGUGUGGACGGCUGGGUAGCCAGGAGGCUGGAGCAGACGUCCAGGUUUGGGGCUUGGCUGGAUGUGGUAGUGGACAAUCUAAGCAGAGGAAUGCUGUGGAGCAUGUUGUUCGAGUGGGGUUGGUUGGUGACUGCAGUAGAGUGGUGUGUGUUUGUAUGUAACCACAGUGCCAGAGGUGCAGACUGGAAAAGCAGCUUCACAACUAGUCCAUAUUUAGUGAGAUCAAUCAUGGCAAAAGGGUUUAAGACCCCUCUGGGCGCUUGGGUGAUCAUUGGAAUACACUGCUUACCACUGUGGCUUUAUGGUCAUCGCUGGGGACUCCUGUCGGCACCCCUCGGCUUGCCCCCCUUGAUCCAAACUUUAGGGACUCUGGGGUUGACAGCUGGACGGCUGUUGGGCUUGGUGGCAGAGGUAUGGUGUAUAUGGGUACAUAUCAAACAUCUCAUCGAUGACGAGAUAGAGAAGAAAAGCUGAAAACAUUGCAAGCAAGCUGUCACCUUAUAUUACUUAUUUACGCUGUAUAUUUAUGUUAAAAAUAUAUAUUUUUUGAAUGUUUCUUUAUAUGAAUUGAUGAAAACGCUGCGUAUUUACUAUGAGCGAUGGCAGAAGAAAACUGACCAAUGUGUAACCAGUUGUUACAUGCCUUGCCAGUAGCCCUUGAGUUCAUGGUCGUGUCUUGUUUUCCAUCCGUCGUCCCACAGGUACCUCCCCUCCUUACAUUCCUGAUUGUAACCAGGUUUAUGAAUGUCUGCACCCCAGGAAUGUCUCAAUUUCCUUCUUUCUUUUUUUUCCUUUGGAUUUUUUUGUUUUGCUGUUUUCUACCUCCAUCCGCCAGGUAGGGGAUGGAUGCAACCAGUGUAUGUUUUGUUUUACUGUCUCAAGCUAGGCCAUUCAGGGUUUUGGUUAUUUUCUUUCUAAGGAGCCUUACCAUUCCCUUUGUUUCCCUCACAAAUAAAUGUCCUUAUACUUUUCA
Molecule: messenger RNA, 2110 nt
Organism: Gadus morhua (Atlantic cod)
Lineage: Eukaryota; Metazoa; Chordata; Actinopteri; Gadiformes; Gadidae
Exons: 6
Coding region: 988-1611 (207 amino acids)
Biological process (GO): phospholipid biosynthetic process
Cellular component (GO): membrane
Molecular function (GO): phosphotransferase activity, for other substituted phosphate groups
Source: RefSeq, a predicted model, not a curated record